CAAUCAAACGCUUCUGUCUGUUUGUUUGUGUCGUUUGUUGUCAAAUUUCAAAUAUUCCGCGUUUUUAUUGGUCAAUGCUCUCAAUGCGUCAUGGGAUUAUUUUACACGCGGCCGCCAUCUUGGAUCUCGAAUGUAGCGGUAGUCGUAUACAGGUUUUCUACGUCUCAGCUUUUGCUUGCAAUGUAUCGACAAGAAUACAAUCAAAACUACGGCCAGUACGAAUCGUAUAGCCAGUAUCAUGGACAAUACGCGGGCUACAACACCGAUUCCGCUGCACCUAGUUCGUAUGGUUCUCAACCUCGCAUUGUUUUGGACGACUACAACAGUGAUCUGAAUUUUGUUAUUGAGCCUGACGGUAUAACAGGAUCGAGUUUGCACAAGGAUGGGUUUGAAUAUAUGUGGGCUGGAGCGAGGGCAACUCACGGUAUUCGAACUGGCAAGGUCUGCUUUGAAGUUCGUAUACUGGAAAAACUGCCAGUAACAAUGCCAGAAACAGAAACUAAUCCUCAUGUUGUGAGGGUAGGCUGGUCUGUGGACAGAGCAAACCUUCAGGUAGGGGAAGACACCUUGUCAUAUGGUUAUGGUGGUACAGGGAAAGUUUCUGUGAACAACAAGUUUUUUGAUUAUGGCGAACCUUAUUCUACUGGCGACAUUAUUUGUUGCUGUAUAGACCUGGACGCUAAUCCAAGGGUUGUUCUUUUUACCAAAAAUGGAAGGUACCUGGGCGUGGCUUUUCGUCUUGGUGCAGAAUCAAAUGGACAGACUUUCUUUCCUCAUGUUACUGUCAAGAACAUGAGCCUUGCAAUCAACUUUGGCCAGCAUGAGCCCUACUCACCACCUCUCCAGGGUUUUAGCUUGAUUUCGAGGGUGCCACCUCAGAAUUUAGAACGAGGGUCAGUUGGGCCAGCCUCCAGACAGGAAUGUGAGAUUAUCAUGAUGGUGGGGCUACCAGGAGCUGGUAAGACCGUUUGGGCGACGAAAUACGCCAACGAUCAUCCAGAGAAGAAAACUCCAAUAGUCUGCUUUGAAGUUCGUGUACUGGAAAAACUUCCAGUAACAAUGCCAGAAACAGAAACUAAUCCUCAUGUUGUGAGGGUAGGUUGGUCUGUGGACAGAGCAAACCUUCAGGUAGGAGAAGACACCUUGUCAUAUGGUUAUGGUGGUACAGGGAAAGUUUCUGUAAACAAUAAGUUUUUUGAUUAUGGCGAACCUUAUUCUACUGGCGACAUUAUUUGUUGCUGUAUAGACCUGGACUCUGAUCCAAGGGUUGUUCUUUUUACCAAAAAUGGAAGGUGCCUGGGUGUGGCUUUUCGUCUUAGUGCAGAAUCAAAUGGACAGACUUUCUUUCCUCAUGUUACUGUCAGGAACAUGAGCCUUGCAAUCAACUUUGGCCAGCGUGAGCCCUACUCACCACCUCUCCAGGGUUUUAGCUUGAUUUCGAGGGUGUCACCUCAGAAUUUAGAACGAGGGUCAGUUGGGCCAGCCUCCAGACAUGAAUGUGAUAUUAUCAUGAUGGUGGGGCUACCAGGAGCUGGUAAGACCGUUUGGGCGAUGAAAUACGCCAACGACCAUCCAGAGAAGAAGUACUGCAUUCUUGGGACCAAUAUGAUCAUGGACAAGAUGAAAGUGAUGGGUUUGAUGCGGAAACGAAACUACCAAGGCCGCUGGGACGCCCUCAUCAAGCAAGCAACUGAUACCUUGAACAAGAUGUUCAAAAUUGCAGAGAGGAAGAAUCGUAACUAUAUCCUUGACCAGACCAAUGUGUACUUCAGUGCACGAAGGAGAAAGAUGAGCAACUUCCAUGGUUACCAACGGAUUGCUGUAGUGGUUGUGACCACGGAUGAGGUGUUGAAAGAGCGCACUGCAAAGAGGGAAAAAGAAGAGGGGAAGAUUGUGCCAGAGUCUGCAGUGCUUGAGAUGAAAGCGAAUUUUGUUUUGCCGGAAGUCGGCGAGAUUUUUGAUGAUGUGUGGUUCAUUGAAGAAGACAAAGCCACUUCUGAGCGCCUUGUGGCCGAGUUUCAACGGGCAGGAAAAGAGUAUAAGGAAAACGAGAAGAAACGAAAACCGUCUGAGGAAUCAGGAUCAAGUGGGAGCCAUUCUUUCGUCGAUAAGAGACCCCGAAUUGACCAUCCAGGAGGCCCUUCCAUGUCUUUGCAGGGUGGCCCUCGAGGUCAGCAUCCCGGCCACAGUGACCAUCAUGGCGGAUUCCAAGGGAACUAUCCUGCAAGAGGGACUCGUGGCGCAUCAAAUAAUGUACCCUUUCGAGGACCUCCGCUGGGAGCCCACGGGGCCCCAGUUAGGUCAUUUAAUGAUUAUGGACAAUCUCAGGGACAGAGACAACAAGGUGAGCCCUAUGGGACAUACGAUACAGGGCCACAGAGAGGGCACAAUGAUUAUGGACCUUCUCAAGGAUACGGAAGACCAGACAAGGCAUAUGGGACUUAUGAUUCAGGGCCUCCAAUGAGGUACAAUGAUCUUCGACCUCAUCAGGGACAUGAAAGAGGAAGCGAGCCAUAUGGGGCGUAUGGUUCAGGGCCUCCAAAGAGGUACGAUGACUAUGGACCUUCUUACAGACACCAAGAGAGCCACGGCCGCAAUAACGGGCAUUCCUUUGACUCUUCCCAUCACCAACCACCAGGUAGCGGGGAAGGUAGAUACAGUCAAGCUGCGCCCGCCUAUGGUCAGCAGUAUGGGCAAUCCUACGACAGCCAAAGUACCUCACGCUCGUACCCACGAGAACACGAUUAUUACCCAGGGGGAGUACAGAGGGAGCAAGCACCACAGGGUGGGAGAAGUGAGCAGUAUAGGUAUUAGACGUGAUAUUAUUUGUAAUCACCGUGCAAAGAGGGCUUUUCGUCGUGGAAAGAGGCCGUACCAGGAGAUUCUAUUAACUUUGAAUGACUCACCCAACGACCACAAAAAUAUUCAUAAUUUUUACGACGUUACUUAGUUGCUAAAGGAGUAGACAUAUACUUUCUUAAUUGACGAGGGAUCGUUUCUUAGUGUAAGAAGAUUUUACCAGUAGAUGGCUCAAUGUUGCCAAUCACGUUUGGUUAAUAUGAGAUCUAUGCUCUAAUUGUUGCACAUGUACCGCUAGAUCUGUGAUACCUUUUAAAUUAUUCCUCGGUAGUUAAUUAUUUGUUAUUGUUAGAAAUCGUUUUUUAACCAGCUUACUUUUAUUGUCAUUGUUCUACUUUUAACGUUAAAUUAGUGUUAGUACAUGCAUCGUGAAUGCUGUAAACUGCCGCUUACAAGCCCUGGGCUUAUACAACUUCGUAAAGGCUUUUAGAUUGGCUUAUAAACGGAGGGGCUUAUAUCCAAGGGGGCUGAUAACCGGAAUAAAAAAAAAAAAAACAGUUUCGAAACGAGUCUCCUUCGAUCGAAGGAGACUCUGCUCGCAGGGUACUGGUAAUUAAAAUGAAUUCAAAACAAGGAAAGCUAGAGGGGGGCUUAUAUCCGGGGGAGGGGCUUAUAGCCGGAUGUAAAUUUUGGUUUACAGGUAGACGGGCCUGUGAGGGGAGGGGGAAGCUUACAAGAGGAGGGCUUACAAGCGGCAUUUUGCGGUAUACUCUAAUUUUCUGUAGUGUCGACAAUAAGCUGCACAAGCUAAAAAUUUUGUUUCUUCAUUCAUCCAUACCUUACCUCUAUUUAGGCGCGGUUUUGUUAUCCCAUGGUACUUUGCUCUCGUCCUAGUUCCAGUCCCACCCUGCGAAACUUGACCAGAAAACCGUACAAGUGCUUAUUCGUGACGGACCUCGUCCGGUUUCUCAUUCAGUUAAAGCCAAAACCCAUUGCAGGCUCAGACGGGUUAGGGUUAGGGGUAGCGUGUCCCGCGAAUAACCAGUCCCGUCCCGUUAUUACGCUGGGACAGGAAACCCGUCUCGAACGGGUCUACCGCCUCUAGUGUGAACCCACCCAUUGUAAGUUAGAACAGUUGUUUCAUGAGUCAUUCAACAUUUAGUUUCAGGUUGUCUACCAUCAACAAAACAAUUCCGGAAAUUUCGGUUGAGAAAUUCCGUACAGGAAGAUCGUGUUCCAUUCGGACUUCCCCUAAGAACUCGCCAUUUUGGUUGAGGCGUAAGGCCGUAAAAGUCGAACGGCUCGAAACUGGUGCAAACGAUACAAAACGGGCAACACGAGUUCCUAAUCGGAACGGCCCAACGUGAACGUGACUACUACGGCCCGACGUUGCUACAGAACCAUAGUUAAUAGCGGGGAAUGGUUAUGAAGCCCGGCAAACAUCAAAAGAGCAAACCUAAACGUUUCGAUUGGUUAGUUUCUCAGUCAGUAGUAGACAACCAUUGUGUUUUGUUCACGGUCAAGGCCAAAAAAGAGAACGAAAACAUACAACAAACAACUUUGUCGAGUUUCAUAACCAUUUCCCUCUGUUGAUAUGACAGAGCGUUUUCUCGGAAUUUUUGUACUGGACAAAAGCAAUAAGUUGUGCUACUUUCCAUUAACAUCCCAUGCGGAAUUUCCGGGUUUUUUUCUCUUUUUCUGUAAAUGGAGCAACUCCGUUCAAAUCGCAUGUAGUGUUUCGCGUUUCACAUAUUUGUCGAAGAGACGCCAAUCGUUUAAUUUACUAUAGAAGUUAUAUUAAUAAACGGUUGUAAGAGGCCAAAGUUCA
This is a messenger RNA of Orbicella faveolata, 4627 nucleotides long. Its product is annotated as heterogeneous nuclear ribonucleoprotein U-like protein 1. Gene Ontology annotation, biological process: alternative mRNA splicing, via spliceosome. Gene Ontology annotation, molecular function: RNA binding; protein binding. The record is from RefSeq and is a predicted model, not a curated record. Gene Ontology annotation, cellular component: nucleus. Lineage: Eukaryota; Metazoa; Cnidaria; Anthozoa; Scleractinia; Merulinidae.